AUGCUUUUCCUGGCGGUCGGCGGGUGGCUCUUCAUUGUCAGCUUUUGGUUUGUCGUAUACUCAGGAAAUUCUACAAGACGAACGUUUACGGAACUUUCUGGGGCGAAGAAUCCGGAAAUCCUGACUUUCCGAGAGGAGCGGAAAAAACCCAAGGUGUCCGAGGUCCGGCGGGUCGUGUACGUUCGUAUCCCGAAGACUGGCAGUAGCACGAUCACACUAUUAGUAUGGCGGUUUGCCUGGAUCCGAAACCUAACUGUGCUAGCCGUGAAACCUCAAUUUGAAGGUACGCGAGAACGGUUGAACCGCGAGAUGUUCUUUUUACCUCCCCAUGGACAGAAGUAUGACGUCAUGGCCGAGCAUGUGCUCUAUGAUAAGUUGUCAUACGCUGAGUAUUUCGCUGAGGAUGCUAUCUACUUUACAUUACUGCGUGAGCCUUUCAGUAUGCUAUACUCAACUCUGUACUAUGUACCUCAGUUUAAAAAAACUAUCACCGCGGAAAACAAAGUGGAAACUUAUUUGAAAAAUCCCGCCAAGUACGACAACAUUGGUAUAAUGGCAAAUCGAUCAUAUACAAAGAAUCCCCAGGCAUCUUACUUGGGGUUAAAAAGAUGGGAUUUCGACAGCAUGAUGAAAAUAGACGAGUUUAUAUCCUCUGUGGAUCGUGAUUUUCCGCUGGUGAUGAUUCUAGAGAGACUGGACGAAUCACUAGUAUUCCUGCGCCGGAUUUUGAAAUGGCCAAUGAAAGACAUAAUUUACUCCAUAAACAAUGUUAAUCGCCAUAAGCCACAGUUGAGAUUUAAUCCCCGCCAGAAAUAUAUAUAUAGGAAUUGGAGCUUUGCGGAUCACAAGUUGUACGAUUAUUUUCUAGCGAAGCUGGAAAAAGCUAUUCAAAAUGGCGGUGCGGAAUUUCAAGACGAACUGGAUGUUUACAGAAAAUGCAAAGGGGACGUGACUACGUAUUGUCGGUUUCGAACAAUAACUGAUGAAACUUUGUGGAUUCCUCAGAGCCGGUAUAACGAAGCUUUCUCAGUCACCAGGAAAGAUUGCUCUUUGAUCUUUGUAGAACCAUUGGUUUUAAUAAGCAGCAUACGGAAACGACAAAACUCAUUUCCUUACUUAAGUCCGUCUCUUUGA
This is a messenger RNA of Liolophura sinensis, 1134 nucleotides long. Its product is annotated as galactose-3-O-sulfotransferase 2-like. Gene Ontology annotation, cellular component: membrane. Gene Ontology annotation, biological process: glycolipid biosynthetic process. The transcript has a single exon. The record is from RefSeq and is a predicted model, not a curated record. Gene Ontology annotation, molecular function: galactosylceramide sulfotransferase activity. Bases 1 to 1134 code for a protein of 377 amino acids. Lineage: Eukaryota; Metazoa; Mollusca; Polyplacophora; Chitonida; Chitonidae.